AUGGCUCCUGCCCGGGUCAUCGCAGACUCGGACGACUCGGACGAUGACUUCGACCUGGAAGACGGUCCAGCGAAGCCUCCAACACCCAAGAAAUCCAGCGAAGGACGUUCCUCCGAUCCAGUAAGCGCUGCGACAGGCUCGACCGACCCUCAAGUCUUCCAAGAGAUAUACAACGAUCAGCGAGCUCCAGCUACGAACGACAUCUUGUCGCAUCACGAUCGCUCCUCGGUGCCCCACGGCGCGGUCUCUAGCUCCGUAUCUGAUGGCAUAAAGGCUGCGACGAAGAAGGACGACACCAACACCUCAUCAUUGACUUCAAUCACCGACCCGACUAUGGGAUCGAACCGGACAAAGAAGGCAAAGAGACCGGAGAUCGUGGACCUUACGCAGGUCACGACCCCUGGGAGGAUUGCCAAUGACACGCCGAAGGACAUGUGGGACGUGCCUAGCAGCCCGGCCGAACAGCCAACAGCACCGAUCGCUACCUUGGCCAAAAAUAAAACGCCUACAAGCAACAAGAGGAAGCGAGUGAACAAUGUCGAGUUUACCUCUCCGUUGGCUAUCGAGAUGCCCUCCCAAGGAUCUACACAGCCGUUUGACGUCACUCCGGUAGGGAGAGCCAACCUUUCUCUACCCCAGGCAGCCAAGAAACAGAGAAUCGAUGCACCGGUGUCAUCGGCGGCGACAGACGAUAUUGACAUGGUGGUCCCCCUCGACGAUGGUUCUGUACUGGUCAACAGCCCGAUCUCCGGGCAGAAGCAGGUAUCUCUGUAUAUCGAACCCCGAGCUCUGACGGCUAGCCAACAGCUGCAAUAUGAGUAUCAUUCAGUCGACCCGUCGCCGGAUGACCAGAGACCACCGCCUUCCCGCCAUUUCACAACCUUGCAAGCUGCAGCACGCUCUAGUGGAGCUACGACUAUUGCAUACUCUACGCCCAGUCAAACACGAGUCCGGGGAAUGCUCCAAGAGUCAUUCGUAGAUGAUACGAACUCUCGAACGGCGUUUGAAGCCGUGCAGGAAAUACGAGAAGUCAUUGACCCCGAAGCGACAAUCGAGAUCCAGUCAUCACCGGACAUCAUAUCUGCAGCGCCUGUACGCAAGCAGCGCAGUCAGCACCGUGAUGAAUCUCCGCAGGCUGCAGCGUUGCAUGUUGCAGACGAUUGGAACUCGGACGACAUUGGAUUUCCUCGUGAGAUGUACAAACCUCGACCAAGCCGACGAAGGGGUAGCGACGCUAGUCGGCAGAGCGAUAACGGGAAUACCACAUUUACAACAGUCCCCGAGGCUGACAUGGGACCAGCUGCACAACUUAUCGAAGAGGCUGCUCCGCCAGCCAGCCCUCCCAAGCCCAAGAAGAGAGGGCGUCCUAGGAAAUCCGAUGCAACAGCAGCUCUUGAGCCUGCUGAGACCCAAGCACCGUUACCCGGAGUCACACCCGCAGUUUUGAGCGAGGUCGCCGAGAGCCCAGCUGCAGCGGAACCAACGUCAGCGGCUACACAGCAAACUAAGAAGAAAAGAGGCCGGCCAAGGAAGUCUGACAAGGUUGUCGCGGCGCACGUGCAGCAGGAACCCGUGGAUCAGCCCGCAGCCGUUGAACCCGCUGACGAGGCCAAGAAUAUUGAUGUUCCAGUGGAUUUGGAGGCUGCGGGUGAUAACCAAUUGGAAAAGACCAGCAGGUCAACCAAGCCCAAGAAGAGUGAUAAGAAGCGAUCUACAGAGGAGGCGACAGAAAAAGAGCCAGCGAGUGAGACUGCAAGUGAGGCGGGCGAAGCACGGGCUCUGCAGCCUACAACGGCCAACUCGGGGCUGAAGCCCGGUUCCGAUGGUUCGGGUCCGCAAAGCGCGGCAACAGAGGGGGAGGCGGCAGUUGUCACUCCCCAGAAGCACGAGGUCAAAAAAGAGGUGGCGGGCAAAGUCGAUGGCAAGCAGGGGACACCAAUGCCAGCAUCGCAGGCCGGAAAGCCUCUCUAUCGGGUGGGGCUCAGCAAGAAGUCGAAGAUUGCACCACUGCUUAAGAUUACCGGCACCGGCGCCGACACCACCCACACCCAGUCGCAGCGCUACCUGAGCACCCGCGGCGAGGACAGCGGUUUCUCCUUCGAGGAGGUCGUUCUCAAGGGUCUCGCCAGCGACGGCGGUCUCUUCAUCCCCGAGCACAUCCCCCAGGUCGCCAACUGGCAGGACUGGAAGGACCUCUCCUUUCCCGACCUCGCCCACAAGAUCCUCUCUCUCUACAUCUCCGCCUCCGAGAUCCCCUCCGAAGACCUCAAGGGCAUCAUCGACCGAAGCUAUGCCACCUUCCGCCACGCCGACACCACACCGCUCCGCCACCUGAACGACAACCUCUACCUCCUCGAGCUCUUCCACGGCCCGACCUUUGCCUUCAAGGACGUUGCGCUGCAGUUCCUCGGCAACCUGUUUGAAUACUUCCUCGUGCGCAAGAACGAGGGCAAGACUGGAAAGGACAGACAUCACUUGACUGUUGUUGGCGCUACGAGUGGUGACACAGGAUCCGCCGCCAUCUACGGCCUGCGCGGCAAGAAGGAUGUCUCUGUCUUCAUCCUGCACCCCAAGGGUCGCGUGAGCCCCAUCCAGGAGGCCCAGAUGACGACUGUACUGGACGAGAACGUCCACAACCUUGCCGUCACCGGUACCUUUGACGAUUGUCAAGACAUCGUCAAGGCCCUGUUCGCCGAUCCCGACAUCAACUCGACGCACAACCUCGGUGCCGUCAACUCCAUCAACUGGGCCCGUAUCCUCGCCCAGAUCGUCUACUACUUCCACUCCUACUUCUCCCUCGCCAAGACCUCCGAAUCCUUCAAGCUUGGCGACAAGAUCCGCUUCGUCGUGCCCACGGGCAACUUUGGCGACAUCCUCGCCGGCUACUUCGCCUUCCGCAUGGGCUUGCCCGUUGACAAGCUCGUCAUCGCGACCAACGAGAACGAUAUCCUCCACAGGUUCUGGACGACCGGCAAGUACGAGAAGCAGCCCGCGCCUCCCGCCGAGGCCACCGGCGGCCUGGCCACCGAUGGUGCCAAGGCGCAUGAGGACGGCGUCAAGGAGACCCUCAGCCCUGCCAUGGACAUUCUGGUCUCCAGCAACUUUGAGCGUCUGCUCUGGUUCCUCGCCUACGAGUUCGCUACCACCGCCGGCAUGGACGACGAGUGGAACAAGAGGCAAGCCUCCCAGGAGGUCGCCUCCUGGCUCAAGGACCUUAAGACCAAGGGCGGCUUCGGCCCUGUCUACAAGGAUGUGCUCACUUCAGCCCGCCGCGACUUCGAGAGCGAGCGCGUCAGCGAUCCCCAGACCGUCGAGACCAUCAAGGACUUCUACAACAAGAUCGACUACGUCCUCGACCCCCACUCUGCCAUUGGUGUUGCCGCUUCCCUGCGAUCCAUUGAGCGCGCCGCCGAGGUGCCUCACAUCUCCCUUUCUACCGCCCACCCUGCCAAGUUCGCCGGCGCCGUCGACAUGGCGCUCAAGGAGGAGCAGGGAUUCAACUUCAAGGAGAAGGUCCUCCCUACGGAAUUUAUCGGCCUGGAGGAGAGGGAGAAGAGGGUCACGGAGUGUGUCAACGACUGGCAGAAGGUCAGGGAGAUUGUCAGGGCGCAGGUCGACGAGGAGCUCAAGGCUCUCCACAGCUAA
This is a messenger RNA of Colletotrichum gloeosporioides, 3645 nucleotides long. RefSeq names its product Threonine synthase. The transcript has 5 exons. Gene Ontology annotation, molecular function: DNA binding; pyridoxal phosphate binding; threonine synthase activity. The record is from RefSeq and is a predicted model, not a curated record. Gene Ontology annotation, biological process: L-threonine biosynthetic process. NCBI's taxonomy places the organism in Eukaryota, Fungi, Ascomycota, Sordariomycetes, Glomerellales, Glomerellaceae. The coding region runs from base 1 to 3645 and encodes 1214 amino acids.